Frieseomelitta varia is the source of this 6764-nucleotide messenger RNA. RefSeq lists its product as uncharacterized. The record is from RefSeq and is a predicted model, not a curated record. Bases 421 to 900 code for a protein of 159 amino acids. Lineage: Eukaryota; Metazoa; Arthropoda; Insecta; Hymenoptera; Apidae. The transcript has 3 exons.
UGUUACCACGAUGUUAUAACGCUGAAUAUAUCAUGGAUAAUAGCUAAGAAUAUAAUACAAAGAAGAGUGCUGAUUACAAUAGGACACGUAAUUCGGAUCGAACGUGGUGCAAUUCUAUUGGUUAUUCUUCAGCGCUUCUUUCAGAUCGCCAAGAGAAACACGACAGCGAUCUUUUGGUUUCUCGGAUUGCCGUUUGACUCUCUGGUCACCGAAAAGCAGAUAGAAAACGAUCCUCGAAAAUGAAAUUCAAAAUCACAGCUCUCUCCCUCUCACGACGACCCGUCAAAUUUUACAGAAGAAAGAUAGUAGCUUGAACGAUCGAAAAAGAAAGGAAAAGCGGCAAAAAACGUAAAAAAAAAAAAAAAAAAAAAAAAAAAAAAAAAGUAUCAGCUGAUCUGAAACAAGGGAAAUGUGUCGGUGAUGUUUAAUGUGAACAGGUAUCGAAGGAAUAACCCGGGUCUGGAACAGGCGAUAAUCGGGACCGAGUUGUUGCGAUUAGCCGGUGGUCCGAAUCGCGGAUGGUACCCGACGAGAAAGGCGAAUCAACCGCGGCCAGCAUCGAUCGAGCAUCUCGAGCGGCUAAACAACGCGUACGAUCCACGGCUGGCAGGCUCCGGGGACCAAAGGAAACCGCUGACUCUGCCGACAAACAUCACACCGAACAAAUACUUCGGCCAAAGUAAGCACAGCUCCGCCUCCAGCACUCGCGAGGCGCUACGGAGGGUCACUAGCUUGCUCAUCAAGAAAGGAAGCGGAAGCAAGGAUGGGAAAAGUGGAAAAGACAAUGCAUCACCGUGUGGCCCUUAUGCAGCUGCCGAAUGCGGCGACGCGCCGAAGAAGAAAGGAUUCUUCAAAGGUUUCUGGAAGAGGUCGCGUCAUUAUUCGCUGGAGAACCAAUAGCCCAGGUUAGGCGGUAGGGUGACGGGUCAGCAACGACAGAGACAGGCGCCUCGGCAACACCACCAUUAUCGACAACACGUCGCUACGAGCGCUUUGACGCACAGUGCUUGCUGCUGCGUCGUCCAGUAGCCUCGGUCCCACUUCGUGGUAGAACUAGCGACAAGAUUCGCGUUCCUUCGUCCAUUUCAUCGAGCUUUUAUUCCGCCUGAUCGAUGGUCUCCGAGUCCAACAAGCUACAUACGUCAGCCCGUGGGUAAAAUCUUUUUGCGUAUUUUAUGUUUUUCCAGUUCCCUUUGCUUUCUUUUUUUCUCACACUUUCUCUCUCUCUCUCUCUCUCUCUCUCUCUCUCUUUGUCUGUCUCUAUCUAUCUUUAUCUUUCUUCUCCUUUCCCCCUCUUUUUCUCUCUAUGUCCUAAAAAAAGUAGUUUCAGUUUUUUUCGUUUCGUUAUAUUUCGACAUGCAUACAGGGUAUUUUGUAAGUUGCGACACGAAGAGCAAACAAGUGAUUCUGUACGAAAAAAUCAAGUAAAAUUUACGAGAUUUUGGAUUUGAGACAAUUUCAAAUACUUGAUCGAUACACCUAACCUAACUCUGCGAGAUUGUUUUCUUUAAAUUUAAGAAAUGUUUCACCGAUGGAAAAAGUACAAUUUGUCAAAAGAUGAUUUAAAGGAGCACAGAUUUGAUAGUUGUAUUUUUCGACUUGCGUUCCCGAUUUAUUUUCUCAUGACAGGCAAUCACCCUUUCGCUGGUGAUUGUAUCAUCAAUUACAAGAUACCCUGCAAAUCAAAUUACGUUGUAUUACAUCACCUUACAUUAUGUUUGAUGUCGUACUGAAUCGUUUCGUUCGUCUCUCGUACGUAAUUGGUUUGCUCGUACGAGCAGAACAACGCGAAGCGGAAUAGAAGCAACGAGGCAAAGUGUUGCGCGAAUUUGUCGAUUUCAUCGCCAGCCGGCGUUGAUCAGAUCAUCACGAAUCGGUCUCCCUAAAUCCACAAACCAUAGAAAAACAUAAAAUACUUAUUGUUAGAUCACUUGAAAGAUUCGAUCAACAACGCACACAAAUUGAGUUGGUCCUCCGUUGGCUCGUUCGUUUACUUCAUUAUUUCUUCAUUCGCGUUUGAAGCGCAAAGAAAAAAAAAAAAGAAAAGAAAAGAAAAAGAAAAGAACAGACCGACACAGCGCCACUAGCGAGAUUUUCUAACGGUAAGAUAGUUCGAGUUUGCAUUCUAGGCGCGCAUGCGCGCUCCGUUUCGCGUCUCGAGCGGUAAAAGCGUUCGAUAGUUUUCGACUCGAGAGGUAAAUCGCUAUCUCGCACGGCUUAACCAAAUUGCUGGAUGGAUUUCGAUUGAAAGGAACUUUUGCUUUACAGAGGUAACCACCAAUUAAGUCGUAAUAAUCUCACUGGGAGUGGAAGGUUAAAUCGAAGUCGAUUGGAAUCGGGCAGCUGCUCGAUUAGCAAAUGCCAAAAUACGGUACACGAUAGUCGACUUUCUAAUUGAGAAGGAGCGACGAUCGACGAUCAUCGUGGUUGGUCGUCCGGUCGACGAGUCGCGAUCGAUCAUGAGCAUCGGAACAUCUUGUGCGUUUUUCUUUUCGAUCAUCUUCCUUCCUUGUGUGUUGUACACGACGUACGCGAGCACGUUUAUAGAGAGUGAGUAAAUAAACCGUAAGUUUAUCCAGUAUUCGAGUAUCCGAGUAUAUUUCUAAAUACGUGUACUUUAGACGGCGUUCAUUAGCUCACGUUAUUACGGCACAAGCAAUAGAGAGAAAGAGGAGAGCGUAGAAAAGAAACGUAUGGGGACGAAUGCAUGUGGAAUUACGAAAUUCAUGUAAAAAGAAGUCACACUGUAUUUACUAUACGUAUUUAUUGUUAUUCAAACGAUUUGUAAUUAUACCAACGAAACGUUCCCUCUAGUUUCAACGUUACCAUAUAAAUACUAUUUUUAUUACGUCAUUGCCUGUAUCAUCGUCGCCAUCGUUGUCAUUCUCAUCGUUGUUUCACGUUUUUUUUUUUUUUUUUUUUUUUUUUUUUUUUAUUAAGUCGGAUUAAUACAUGAGAAAUGUCGUUUCAUCAAAUGCGCAUUUACAUAAUUCGACGUACCUUCAUCGAUCGAUUUCAUUAUUUAAAAGUUUUAAAGUAAUUUAUCACUUUAAAAAAUUAUCUGGAUGAAGUAGUAGUUGUCUUCAACUUUUUCAAGUACUAAGUUAUGUUAUUUUUUUUUCUCAAAUAAUUCUAAUCGCAUUAAUUAACACUAACGAUAGAUCAGAAUUGACCGGGCGCUGGCUACCUACGACAAACUUGAACUUUUGAAGGAACAACAUUUCAUGUGCACCAACUUAAUAUAAUUCAUACUGUCAACGCCACGACCAUUCUCAUUACGUAUAUUUAUUUGUCUCUUUCCCCUCUUUAUUGUUACAAUUUUUUCUAUUUAGUCACCUUUCACGACACACAAUGAUCGUUUGGGUCUAUGCUAUCCACGGAGCCAAAAGAACCUAUCCUUAUUAUUAACAUUUAUAACUAUUGCUAUUUAUUUGAAUCAUUAUCGUAAAGUUGUUAUGAUCAUUGUUACUAUCAUUGUUAAUCCUGGACUGACAUUACGAAAAUGAAAAUGAAAAUGAAAGUGAAAGUGAAAAUGAAAAUGAAAACGAAAACGAAAACGAAAAUAACAACGCGCAUGCAUGAAACGUUGAAACACGCAAAUGAAAUGCAGAGGUGAUAAAUGCAUUGUUGUUACGGAACGAUAUAAUCAAUGUUAUUACGAAUUAACGGUUGAAUUUACUUGCUUACUUACUCAUUUAUUAGUAUCGAUAGUCCUCUAUCUGUAUGAUACGUAUAUAGAAGGAAGGAGAAUUAAAAUUAUAUAGCCAGUAACGUAACACAAAUGGUGACGAUAAUAACGACAACUCUCGUGAAGAAUUACAUUCAAUGGGAAAUUGAAGAAAAGAUAACGUCAACAAAAUCAAUUCGAAUGAAGAGAAUAACUUCAGUACCAAAGAUUGCCUCCGCCGUAUGUCGAAAACUCGAUCAAGAUAUAGGGGAAACGUAUAGGAAAUCGUAUUUCUUAACGCGUAUUCGUUCGACCGAUUCUUUCUUCGAUUCUUUAUAUAUUUUUGUACGUAACUUCUAACAUCUACGAAUUUUGUCAACGACAAAUUCCCGUCGAACGAUCGAUCGUUCCCCUCCUCUUUUAUUUCUUAAUCUCUUCUCCAGUUUUCGUUUCCAAGUGCCAACCAACGACGCGAGUUCGUCUGCAUCGACGUCGUCAUCUUUCGAAAUAUCCGGAAACAAGAUUCCCCUGUGAAUCGUUGAAUUCAUUGAUAAACAAUGUUCACACGUUGGUUUGCAUUGCAGGUUGUCUACAUAAAUGAAAUUAACAUGAUUGAAACGUAAUUGUGCGCGCGCGCGUGUGUGUGUGUGUAUCGUUCGCGACUCGCGACGUUCGACGCGCGCUAUACUACUAUAAUAUUUUCCUUCCAGUGUUGAUUCAAUCGUUCUGUCUAAGAAAAUCGUUCAGCGCGAACGCGUGCCAAUUGCCAAUAUAGCUAUAAAAGGACUGUAGUAGAAUCUCAUGGAAGAGGAAAGAAGAAAUAAGAAGGAAGAAAACGAAAGAAUAAGAAAUGGCAAAUGCCGCUUGACCGUAAUGUAGGUUACGACACCGCUUUCUUUUUUCCUGCGUGAUAUGUAUAUUUAUUUAUUUUUAACGCGGCUCUACUACACACUGUAUGUAUAGUAACUCCUGUAAAUAAUGAUCGCGAAUCGUGAUCAGGAUACGUGACAGAAAAGAAAGAAAGAAAAAAAAAAAAAAUGAGAAAAAAAAGAAAAAAGAAAAAGAAAAGAAAAGAAAAGAAUGGAACGUAAGAAGAGAGGAAACUGUUCCGCGAUCUUCCCGUCGUUUCGCCGGGAAAUGAUCGAGUCAGGACUGUGAGAACGAUGGGCAUUCGAGAUACGCAUCGGCCGCGUGCUGUUGUUGCUACCACUGCUGUUGCUGCUACUGCUGUUAUCGUUGCUGUUACCGCUACAGUUACAAAUUUCGAGAGCACGCUGGCCGCUUUGUCGCACAUUCGUUGACACGCAUGCACACCUAUCUGAUAAGAAUCUCUAACUUAAAGGUAAUCUAAUAAAGGUUAACGCUACUCUUAAACCCAAUGCCACUUAUAAACGAACGUUUAUAAAGCAGAAACGUUCGAUCCAGCGCGUUUAUAUGCUACGUACAUAUCUUAUUUCGCGUACGAGUGUACGUAUACACGCGUGCGGCUUGUACGCAUUCAGUCUCACUUUUUUCAAUGGCGUCUUAUGUUCUCUUCAUCAUCUUCGAUCAUUUUCUUCUUCUUCUUCGUUUUCUUCUUUGCCUCUGUUCCUCUUCUCUUUUUCUCUCUCCAACCAUCAUCUCCUCCACUUGUCACUAUUGUCAAUUUCAACAGAACAACCGCUGUUUUCUUCGAACGGUAUCGUCUAAUGAUCGUUGCUAAUUGUGGGAACCUCUCCCCCACUCUCCUUGGAAAGGAGAAAAACACAGAAAUGCCUAAAAAAACCUUAACUUGUUAACGAAUGUAACGAAGAAUCAGAGGGAAAACGAGAUUUUAGAUUUUAAAUUGUUUCGAGACGAAACUCGAUUCGUUCGCGUUUCACUUGUGUGUCAAAUACGAAAGGAAAAGCGUAUUUACACGAUAUUCGUGUAAUACGGACGACCGUUUCUUCUUUUUCAACAAACGAGACAUUUUGAAAGCUAAAUAUCAAAACAUUCUCACCGGUAGUACGUUUUUACAUGAACUACUACUCUGAACACAUUUUCCUGUUGUAUCCGAAAAAUUAUCAAUACGUUGAUACAACAAGGACCGUGUAUGCCGUUAUCGAAAUUACCGAACAAAUUACGUUUCGACGAGUUCGUUCGAUUCGCCGUUUAUACGUUAUUGUCAAAUUCACGCUGUGUUUAAGCAGCCACGAUGUUAAGACCGGUUCGUUGGGCGCAUCGCUUCUUAUAGCUUUUCGGUCUGCCUAAGUGGAAAACGAGCCUGCGUACUACUCAGCCAGGGAAAAACGGGUCAGAAGAGGAAACAAACUCGGGUAAAUACAUACGUACUUAACGUAUGUAUGUAUGCAUGUGUACGCUUCGCGUAGUUGUAACGAUUUAGAUUGAUUACAGCGUUGGAUGGUCAAGUCCGAGGAGAAGACCAAUGUGCAAACCAGGAGAAAAUUUCAGUACAAAUUCGAUAGCUUUAUCGUUUGAUCGCGAAAGAACAAGAACAAUUAAACGUACUAAAAAGAACGAGAUGGCAAUAAAACGAAUAGCGCAAGUGCACGUACAGCAGGAUUAGGAAAAUCGUUGGACGACGAUUAAGCGCUCGACGCCUCGGUACUAAUAUCGACGACAUUUCGUGAAUUACGAUUACGAUCCCAAGUCUUUCCUUCCAGUUCCGUGUAUCGCAUAUGUAUCGUUCAUCCGAAACCAUCCAUUUGUUUGUAUGUCCAUAUAUGUAUAUUAUAUCUAUACGAUUGUUUUCUCCACUGUAAAAGAUUUAUACGCAUCAUCCCCCCCCCCCCCCCCCGAUCUCUUUAGUCGUUAUCUAUGACAACAAAAAAGAGAUUCCGAAUCACCCGAUAUUUACUCUGAAAAGCAAGUCGAAUAAAUUUUGCAAGAAUAAUCUAAAAAGAAAACCGUAGGCUAUAAGACGUUGAUCGAUAGAAAAUAUAAAAAUGUGGCGAUCCCGCUCGCUGUAAUUAGAGAUAAUGUUUUUUAAGACGAAACAAAAUCAAUGCGAGUAAACGAGAACGAUUUUUAUGUAAAUUUUCUUGAUAAUUUUGUAAAAAGUUUUAUUUAAUCUUCUAAUCUACCAAUAAAUUAAACAACAGUUUAUAAAUUAAAA